AUAGGUACAUAGUUUACGUAAUAUUAAUAUAAACUAAACAUAAUAAAAUUUAAGAUAUGAAUUACGAAAAAAAAAUCUUACGCGCAUGGCAGUGUUUAAUGAUUUUAUUUUAAAAUUGCCAUGCUUAAAAAGUUAAACAAAGCAGAGAAAAGCAGCAAGCCGCCAUAGCAAUAGCACCUUCUGAAUUUUCUGAUUUCAGUCUCUUUGAGCUUUGAUUUUAAGCUAGGUUCAUUACAUAUAAAUAUCUAAGUUAUAAUUUUAAAAUUUGAGCUGAACCUGGAGCCUAAGUCACACAACAUACCCCUUUCUAGGUAUUAAUGCCUUAAUCUUUGUGUUUAUAUUAAAUAGUCACAUCUCAAAAUGCCUAAAAACAUAACUAGUGAAGUGCGCGAAAUAAUAUUAAAAGUGAAAGAGUUUAUGGACGAAGAGAAACGAAUGCAAGUUCCUAUAAUUCCUCUGAGUAAAGUUUAUGUUCGAGUUUCGGCCGCCACAGGUGUUUCAGAGCGCACCGUUCUUAACAUCGCGAGGGAAGCACGACUAGUGGAACAAGGCCUCUUAGACCCUGAAACUUUAAAAAAGAGUCCAAAAAAAAGAGUACGAACUAAAGGUAAAAUUGAAGUUGAUGAGUAUGAUUUGCAAGUAAUCAGAAGAAAGAUUCACGAAUUCUAUGCUUUCAAAAAAGAAGUUCCAACUAUUAACAAGUUGCUACAAAUUUUAAAGGAAGAAAUAAAUUUCAAAGGUUCUAGAGAAACCUUACGUAAGAUACUCCGUAAGAAUGGUUUCCAGUUCAGAAAAACGAAGAACAAUAAAGACAAAGAACAAGCACCUCAGCAGCCCACAUCAGUACCUCCUAUGGUACCGCCAUACAUUCAUACUAUGUUCAGUCAUAAGUCCAUACAAUCAUAGAUAUAAGUUAAAUCAGUUUAGAUUAAGAUUGAAGACUUGAGAAUCUAAGCUCUUAAGUACUUUAUAAAAAUCAUCCCUCACUAGAGUAUAACUGUACAGUUCAAUAAUUUGUUAAUAAAAGGCAUGUAUUUAACGCGGCGACAAACUAAUCUCGUUUAGGAUUUUAAAAAUAAUUAAAACGGGUAGCAAAAAUAAUGGGUUAGGCAGCUACAGUAAAUUUUUUGGUGAAGCAACUGAAUUUAUUGUUAAGCGACAACUUGGCGGCGAAUAUAAAGUAGAGAAUAGGCCUUUAUAUAUUAUACAAUGAGAUUUUUUAUAAAAUUAACUGAGAUGAGAAUAAAAUAUGCACAUAGUUAUAAAAAACAUACUCUUUGCGACAUUUUAUAGGGUCUAAAUAAUGCAAAUUGCGGCAUGCAAAAAAUAUUAUUGGUCUAUACUAUUAUUUUUUUUAAUGGUAAACAGUAAAAGGCACAAAAGUAGAACAAUUAUCUUUAUUUAUUUAUGAAACAUUAUAAAUGAAAGAAGCUAUAUCAAGGUAGAUAAAAAGUACUACAACUAACAAAAAAAGCUGUUGCAAUAUUAGUGCAGGCUUUGAUUUAGUAGGGCGCCCACGUUUUCUUUUGAGUCCACUCGGAAUCAAUUUUGCCUUUAAAGGUGGAGUGGUUAGUUUUAGCCGUAUGGCUAGACCCAAUAUAUGUUUACAGAUGUAUAUUUUAAAGAAUUGAGGACAAGUGCAUGUGCCUUGCUUCCAUCCUGCAUUAGGUAAUUCGGUUUUCCAAAAUGUGAAGUUUUUCGCAACAACUCAUCAAAUGUAUGCCAUGAUUCAUCGUAUGUCAUGCCCGUAGCCUUAACUUCUUCAUUAGGUACUAAAUAUACUUUUUUAUUACAAUCAGAUAUUAAAGUCUACUUUAACAUUCUGUUUUGCCCAACAAUAUCCUUUUGUCCAUUCUUUUAAUUCAAUAUUAUGAGUUUCUGGGAAUGAAUUUUCAUUGAUAUCAUUAGACCAAUGUGUAACCAUCUCGCUUGCCACAGUAAGGAAUCGUGAUAAGGGAAAAUGUUCCCGCAUCGUAUUAUGAUCUUUGAUUGACUUGUUGAAAGCUUCCAAAGCAUUGUUAGUAGUCGGUGAAGGAGUUGCUGCUCCUCCUAAGAACCAGUUAGGAUUUUUGAUCAGCCAUUCUUGUUCGAAAUAUUUUAUAAAUGAAGUCUUUGAAGCAUGUUUCACAAUAAAAGCUUGUGAUGCAGCAUUGAAAAUUUCCUGUGACGAUGCGUCAUGUAAAGCAUAUAUAUCCUGCAUAAUGUCUUUUCUGUUUUUUUUAUCCACCGUUUGCUCGACUUUUUUCUUAAUAUUUUUUAUGGCGUGCGCCCAACACAUGCGUACCGUGGUAUCAAAACCAAAUACUUCCAAGAAAGCAUUUUUAAUUGCUGGAGCUGCAUCACUCACUAGUACUUUUGGUUUGAAAUCGAGGUCAAACAAAGAGUCAAUCUUCUCCUUUAAACCCCUAAAAACCAUUUCAAAGUCUUCUUGCUUCUCAUUUGUUGAAACUGCUAAACAAAGCGGAUAGAAUUUCCGGUUUUUGUUUGUUGUUCCUACUAUCAAAACAGGGAAACCUUGCCAAAUUAACUUGUAGGUGGCAUCCGCGUGCAAAACAUCAAUAGAACUUGUAAAUUUCAAUACCUUUUUUGUGUCAAAACGAACUUGAAAAUAGGUUGGUCACUCUCCAAUAUCCAGUACUUCAUAAUAAAUGGUUCAUCUUCGUCUUCGGGAAUGUUUUCGUGGUCAUGUAUCCACUUUUCUAAUUCGCCUAACAAAAUAGUAGGUUGCCCAAAUUUAAUUCGCCGUCUGUCACUUAAAUAAUUAUUGAGUUGUAUUUUUGUAGGCAACUUAAUUCCAUCGAUCUUUUGAAGAGCAGCUAAUAUAGCUUUUGGCUUUAAGUGCAGGUCAAAUAGUUUGUUAAUUUCAAUUUUAGUUUGAUCAUUAAUACCGUAAUCGUCUCGUGCCCCAAUGUCAUUAUGAUUAUGAUCAGCUUCCGUACGAUAAACAAAAACACAGUCGGAUCCACAUUCAAACAGAAAAUACAGCGCUGCCGCGCACUGUGGUCCCUUCUUCCGUACUUUGUUACAUCUGUAAAAUCGUUUUUGUCACUCUUCUGUCAUUCGUGUGAAUGUCCGAGACCAAGUUUUUUCUGAAUUCACAAAAUCUGCCUCUUUUAAGUUGGAAAAUUUAUAAUAAAAUACCCAAAGUUUGUUAUGUCCUCGUACACGCUUCGGUUUUGGUUCUUCUUGACCCUCUUGUUCUGAUUCACUUUAGCAAUAAUCCGGUACUCCAUCAUCACAAUUCAUCACACGACUAGGUCCUGCUAACUUCAACUGAUUCAUUUCUGCAUUUAAACGUAGCUUUGAUUCCCAAAAUACGUAAAAAACUAUUUUAGAAAAAGUUUACGAGUGCUUAUGCGCUUGAAUAAUACAAACAAUAACAAGUAGUAGCGAGUCCUGUGACGAUCGCCGUCGUCGCUUCCUAUUGGCUGAUAGCGCGCUCCACCUCCCGCGCCGCGGCCUCCGCUUUGCAACCAACACAUUUGUCGAUUUUUUCAAUACUUUACAAUUCUACAACAAAAAUUCUCAUAUCCUAAUACUUAAAAUUGGGACCCGUUUUAAUUUUUAUAGCUGCUUGAAAUUACUGCCCGAAAGUGUAUUUUUAUAUGGAAGCCAAUAGUUACUACAAUACAAUAUUUGAUAUCCCACUGUUAAUAUUAGCUGCCAAGUCAUUAUUUUUAAUACCUCACAUAUUAUUUCAUUUUUCCUGUUUAAUAUAUUUACUAUCUUAUAGUGGCAGCCGUUAUUUAGUUAUUAUAGAUCUUAUGUUUUGUAGCUCAUUAUAAUAUAAUUGUUGCUAAAAUAUUUAACCACUACCAAAUGAUUUUUUUUGGAACCAUGUAGUUAAUCGCCUAAUAAGUUGUUAGUCGCCUCAUUAAUAAUUUGCCUUAAUAAAAUACUUUAUUUUGUAGUUUAUGAGGGAUAUAAAGCCAUACAUUUUAACAAAAAUCACAUAUGCAUAUGAAACAUACAUACAGAUUUGUUGUGCGUAUCAGUUAAACAAUGUAUGUUUAUUCUUAACAAAUAAAUAUAGGUUAGUGGAAUAGAUUGAGAAAAAUAAGUUAUCAUAAAAUUUAAGGAAAAUGUAUUUCUAUUUUUAAGGCUUUUAGGAUUAUAAUGUAAUUUAACAUUGAACAAAAGUUUAUUUUUUUAGUAAUAUUAUGCCGAUCAAGUAAUCUUCAAGCCAAUCAUCCUCACAGUAUUGUAUAUCCACCAAUGUCUAGUAAUAACAGUGAAAUUUUCCAACAUACCUGCUAAUUGCCUCCAGCUGUAUUGUUUAAAUGGCCAAUUUAAAAAAUUUCAAGUAUUAAUACUAAGUAAGAAUGAUCAUUAAAAUAAUUACCAAAUAA
Bombyx mori (domestic silkworm) is the source of this 4349-nucleotide messenger RNA. RefSeq lists its product as uncharacterized. The transcript has 2 exons. The record is from RefSeq and is a predicted model, not a curated record. Lineage: Eukaryota; Metazoa; Arthropoda; Insecta; Lepidoptera; Bombycidae. Bases 361 to 906 code for a protein of 181 amino acids.